CUCACAGAGUUACUAACUAGUACUCCAGUGAGAGAUUUCACGCUGAGAAAACCCAAGUUUAGCUAUGUUCUCUUUCAACUUAUGUAUUUGCUUAAGUUGUCCAACUUAACCAAGCCGGACAAGUUAACCAGGCCAGUGUAGUAGAAAGAGUGCAGGAAGAAAUAAUUUGUAGAUUUAGUGUAGAUAAGAUCAGUAUGGGCGAAGAAGAAUCAGUGAAUGCAGUUUCCAAAACUGGCUCAAAUGACAAUAGCAUGCCAGAGAAUGCUUUAGAUGAUACGAGUGAAAAGAAGGACUUGGAAGCUGAGGGAGGAAAAACCUUGGAGAAUAAUGGAGUCAAAGACUUGAAGGAGGAUGGCUUAAAAGAAAUGGAAGUUGAUGAGAAAGCUGAAGGUGAGGAAGAAGUAAAAGAUGAUAAGCAAGUUGAUGAUGGUGGUGAAGUAGUAGAAGACAAUAAAAAAUUUGAUGGUGGGGAAGAAGUAAAAGAGGAUAAGAAAGUUGAUUGUGUGGAAGAAAUGGCAGAGGAUAAGAAAGAUGAGAGCAUGAAACAAAUAGAAGAAGACAAGACAGAUGAUUUUGUGAAUGAAAUAGGAGAAAAUAAGAAGGAUGAUAAUGGAUUCGAUAAUGACAAAUUGAAUGAAGAAAAUGAGGUUAAGGAAACUAUGGAUAGUAAAGAAGAGAAGGAAAUUGUAGAAGCUAAGAAACCAGAAUUGGAUGUGAUGGACGAAGAGGUUAUACCUAAAGACAAAGAUGAGAGCAAUGAAGAGGAGAAAAUUCAAGAGGAGGAGGAUGAGGACAAGGUUGAUAAGUCAAAAGAAGAUAAGGCAGAAGACAUUAAGGUUGAGAAAGGAUUGAAGAAGCGUGGGAAAGGAAGCAUUAAUGGGGAGAAGGUGAAAAGGAAAAGAAAGGAACUAAAGGAGACUGAGCCAAGGACUCCUUCUAUCAAUCGCCCUGUACGUGAAAGGAAAUCAGUUGAGAGGUUGGUAGCAUCAAUUGAGAAAGAUCCCAAAGAAUUUCACAUUGAAAAGGGUCGCGGUACUCCUUUAAAAGAUAUACCCAAUGGUAUGGUGCUCGCCUUUCUUUGA
Molecule: messenger RNA, 1082 nt
Organism: Gastrolobium bilobum
Lineage: Eukaryota; Viridiplantae; Streptophyta; Magnoliopsida; Fabales; Fabaceae
Product: DEK domain-containing chromatin-associated protein 4-like
Exons: 3
Coding region: 195-1082 (295 amino acids)
Biological process (GO): regulation of double-strand break repair; chromatin organization
Cellular component (GO): nucleus
Molecular function (GO): DNA binding; histone binding
Source: RefSeq, a predicted model, not a curated record